UGUUCUUCAUCUUUAUGAGCUUUGUACUAGUUGAAGUUCAAGUGUUGUUCUGAUCUUUGACAAUAUACUUUCUACGCUUAUACUCUAAUUACUACAAGUAGACGUAGAGAAUAAAGCGAGCAAAGGCAAAGAGAUGAACAAGUAGAAUUACACUUAAAAUUAGACCCAUCCCCUUGCCGAGAAGAAGACUGUUAAACAAGCACUGCGUAAUGCAUACACAUAGACAUAGUUCCUACACAUUCACCGUCUAUCCGCGUAUGUUGGUAUCAAACAUGUUUUGGACUUCAUGUGAUCACUUGAUAGAGAACUCUUGUUGUUGUUCCUGGUUCAUCUUAAUUGUCAAAUACUGUUCGCUAGGAGUCGUUUUCAAUCUAUUUAUUUUCUAGCAGCAGUGCCUGUGACGACAACGUCACUAAGGAAGCGACGACGUUGUUUCUCAUAAAAUUAUUGUCUGAGUCGGAGGCCGAUAGCGUUUUGUAUUUUUGAUUCAACUAAUAUUUUCAUCCCGGUGCGCCAGUCAUCUUGUAAGUAUUAUCUUCUGCUGUAAAUGUAAUCAAAAUUAUCAUCUUGUACAUGAUUAACUACAUAGCGUCGCGCUAAAAUCUAGGAUGUGAUGUUCCUAUAUGACUAAGAGACUAGUGAUCAUUAUAACAAGCUGCACGUAGAGGUAGAACCUGUUGUUGUCCUCGUUUAUUGUGAUUUUUGAACAUCAAAAACAUGAUAUUUAUCACGCAUCAUGGUGAUGGUCCACCCCCUUGACUUGACGUGUCUGCCUAAGGUAACAUAAUGGAAUGGCGCAAAAUUAUAAUCUUGUUUCUGAUCAUCAUAGCCAGAAGCUAUCGAUUAUAUCUGUUGCAGCA
Molecule: messenger RNA, 860 nt
Organism: Amoebophrya sp. A25
Lineage: Eukaryota; Dinophyceae; Syndiniales; Amoebophryaceae
Source: the annotation of a GenBank genome assembly